Camelina sativa (false flax) is the source of this 1651-nucleotide messenger RNA. NCBI's taxonomy places the organism in Eukaryota, Viridiplantae, Streptophyta, Magnoliopsida, Brassicales, Brassicaceae. The record is from RefSeq and is a predicted model, not a curated record.
AUGAGUCCGACACUUUACCGUCCAUCCGCAACUUCCUCGUUUGUGACUUCUCUGUCCGGUCAACACUCCGUCAUUCUCGUCCUUCGUCCAGGACUUCUCGGUCCUUCCUCGGCCAUCGUCGGGAACUUCUCCACUCCGCACACGUUCAUCCUUCCCGUGUCUACUCAGUCUGUACCGUUACUGACCCGCGCACUUGAUUCCGGAACUCACAUUUCAAAAACCUUCCGUUCAAUCCUCUCUUCCACAGAGCUCUACGCAGCAAGAGCUCACCUAGGAACCACCGAGCAGUGUCUCUAUGUAUGUCUAUGGGAUUGUGGAAGUUAUAGAUUUCCCCAUUGGUUCACACUUUGGACUAACCCCAGUCGAACCCUACCCGACUCCAUGAUAAGGAGGAGGAGAAGGAAUAAGAAGACAGCUGGACAGUUGUUGGUUCCGAUUAGCUCUUCUAAUGUUCCAUCUGUAUCAACGGCCACUGCUGUUGUUGGUUCUGAAAUUUAUGUAUUCGGCGGCGGACUAGUCGGUUAUGAACCGUCCUCUGAAGUGCAGGUGCUUGAUUGUCGCAGUAACACGUGGCGCGAUGCAUCUAGUAUGAAUGUAGCACGGAAAUUUGCACCCACAUGUGUCUACGGUGAGAAGAUCUAUGUAAUGGGAGGAUGUGAAGGAUCAGAGAACGAAUCAUGGGCUGAGGUGUUCGAUACAAGGACUCAGACUUGGGAACGCCUCACCGACCCGGGUGAUGAGAUACGUAACUGUCGCAUUAGCAGAAUCAGAGAGAUCGAAGGUAAAAUUAAGUUCGGGAAUGUAGAAAGAAAGAUGUAUGGUUAUGACACGAAGCGAUGUGAAUGGGAGAACUGUGUAAACGAAAGCGCGAUAUAUGCUAGGUGGGAAUGUAUAAUGGAGAAUGUUUCAUAUGGCUUUUGGAACAAGCGAUUGUUGUGGUAUGACAUUGUAAAUGGUUAUUGGAAAGCGGUGAGAGGGUUAGAGUCAUUACUAGGGAUGUACAUGAGGAAUGGUGGAUCAAGGGGUCAUAAGACUAAACUAGUUUGCUGUGGUGGGAAAUUCUUGCUUAUUUGGGAAGGGUAUAUGAAUCGUAAUCCCGAUAAUAGGAAGAAGAUUUGGUGUGCGGAAAUCGUGAUAGAAGAGCGUGAUGAUGGAGUUGAGCGUUGGGGAAUUGUUGAGAGGGUUGAUGUUUUGCGUACCGUCCCUAGAAUAUGUCAGCUCUUGCAUUGCCUCGUUGUCUCGGUUUGAUUGACUUGUAACCCAGGUAUGAUGUUCGAACUGUAGGAUCUAACUGUAGUAUCUGGAAAUAGUUGGUUCACAGAUCCAUCUUUGGUCAAUAUCCAUGAGUUAGGCCUUCAUUAUCUUUCUCUACACUUAUAUACACGGAUCCCUUUUGGCUAAGUCACUGAAGAGUUGAGCUUAUUUUGUUUGAUAUAAAAGUUGAUUCUUCCUUUUUUUCCCUGUGUAUGUUGAUCAGUUGGAAAAGAGGAGAUGGGAGAGGCAAAAGCAGAGCAACAAAGAGUGAAGGAGAUGAUCAAUUAGUUAAAGGUUAAUAGUAGCUACAUUUUGUUAAACUACGGCUAAUUUAGUAUGUCGGUAUAAUUUGUCUAAACUCUUGUAAUUUACGAACCUGAUUCGUUGUGUAAUUGUG